Molecule: messenger RNA, 3183 nt
Organism: Suillus subaureus
Lineage: Eukaryota; Fungi; Basidiomycota; Agaricomycetes; Boletales; Suillaceae
Product: P-loop containing nucleoside triphosphate hydrolase protein
Exons: 6
Coding region: 152-2941 (929 amino acids)
Cellular component (GO): membrane; microtubule; cytoplasm
Molecular function (GO): GTP binding; microtubule binding; GTPase activity
Source: RefSeq, a predicted model, not a curated record
ACCCGAGUCUUGACUAUUAACACGGUAUCUUCUUGGUUCCUCAAAAUCUUAGCUUGUACAAGGCCAGGCGUGGGAAGGGCGGCUGUCGAUUCUAUCAUCUGCAUUCUAUUUACUUUCUUUAAGCCCAGGAUUGCAGCACCGUCGACACGUUAUGUACUCUUCGUUUCGCCGUCGUAUAUCUGCCGCCUUGUUACCCAGGAAGGUCGUAACAUAUGGCAUUGCUGCUAGUAGGAAUGCUGCUGAAUCGCAUAGGCCCGUGCACCGCCAAUUUGGCACGCUGUUGACAUCCUCACAAGGCUCUGUCCGCCUGCGGCAACGGUAUGCAUCCCAAACCCCUGCCGCCUUGCGUAACCUCCACAUCCGCGCUAUUUCAUACUCUUCUAUACCUCGAUUUGUUGCCCGAGCAUUUCGUGUACCCAUAGCUGGUGCAGCUCUUGGCGCUGGCGGGCUUGGUUACGCCAAUUACAAGUUUGAAGAACUGCGCAAUCAGUCGACUGCUUGGCUAUCGUCUGUCCAAGAUACAGCCACAGAUUUUAUAGACUCGGCUUCGGACAGCAUCAAGUCGGUCGCGUCUCGUGUGUCUGCGGUCCAAUUACCAGACAUCGAAACGCCUCAGUUUCUCAAAGAUCUCUUCGCAUCUGUGGAGAACGGUGAUAAGUCGCGAGAAGAUGAUUCACAGGGGGACUCCUCGAACCGACGACUGCCGGAAGAGAAUGCCGCUAUAGCAGCUCUCAUUGCUGCAACCAUGUCUUCCCCGUCAGAUUCAAGGGCAUCUAAUGAGGCCGACGGAAAUGUCGAUUCAAGACAGAAUCAGCUAAUGCAUCUUACGAGGAAGCUUAUUGAGAUCAGAAGCAUGUUGCUAAGCAUUGACCAGAGCGAUGCGCUGAAGCUCCCAAGCAUUGUCGUCAUUGGCAGCCAGAGCUCAGGAAAGAGCUCAGUGCUAGAAGCCAUUGUGGGGCACGAGUUUUUGCCAAAAGGCAACAACAUGGUCACUCGCCGUCCUAUAGAACUCACUCUAGUCCAUACACCUGCCAAGGCUGAUGGCAGGACUCCCGAAGAAUAUGGCGAAUUCCCAGCUCUUGGGCUGGGGAAGAUCACCAACUUCGCCCAUAUUCAGCAAACCCUGACUGACCUCAACCUUGCCGUCCCCUCUUCCGAAGCUGUCUCUAAUGACGCUAUUGACCUCCGCAUCUACAGUCCCAACGUUCCUGACCUCACCCUUAUCGAUCUACCUGGCUACGUACAGAUCUCAUCCAUGGACCAGCCAGAAACACUUAAGGAAAAGAUCGCAGGUCUAUGUGAGCGGUACAUCCGGGAGCCCAAUAUCAUCCUCGCAGUCUGCGCGGCCGACGUAGAUUUGGCAAAUUCUCCUGCCUUACGAGCGAGCCGAAAGGUUGACCCCUUGGGCUUGCGGACAAUUGGCGUUAUCACGAAGAUGGAUUUGGUGCCACCUGAACAGGGUGCGACGAUCCUUGCAGGGAACCGCUACCCCUUGCACCUAGGAUAUGUGGGGGUCGUUGCCAAAUCAGCAGGGAAGACAUCCUCGUCGCAGUCCGCAGGCGCCGUUGCGAAACGGAGCGAGAAUGACUACUUUGGCAGCCACCGUGAUUACUUUGGCGCUCCAUCCUCGCUAAUGGUCGGCACUGAUACUCUCCGGCGGCGUCUGAUGGAAGUGCUCGAAUCUUCCAUGGCGUCUUCGCUGCACGGGAUCACCAAUGCGGUGCAGCUCGAGCUCGAAGAGGCUACCUACCAGUUCAAAGUACAAUACAACGACCGGCGCAUCACAGCCGAAUCGUACGUUGCCGAAACGGUGGACACGCUAAAAUCUCGAUUCAAAGACUUCACCACGCAGUUCCGGAAGCCGCAAGUGCGUGAGAAGCUAAAGAUGAUGCUGGACGAGAAGGUGAUGGAUGUGCUGGAACAACUGUAUUGGCUGGACAAGCGGACGCCGGAGCUCGGUGCGCUUGCCGUGGACUCGAAGGUGAAGCCUCAGGAUGUGGAUCCAUAUUGGCGACAUAAGCUUGAGGCGGCAUCUUCUUUACUCACGAAAUCUGGUGUUGGCCGUGAUUCCACUCUUCUCGUUGCUGAUGGUCUGCGUGCUCUUAUUGAUUCGAUUGUGUCCGGAGACCCUUUCACAUACCAUCCUCGAGCAGCUGAAAGACUGGUGCAGUUCUCACAUAUGAUAUUGCGGGAGCGCAUUGGCGUGACGUCGGACCAGGUUGAGAACUGCAUUAAGCCAUUCAAGUACGAGGUAGACGUUGAUGAACGGGAGUGGGAGCAGGGACGUGGGCGCGCAGCGGAGCUAUUUCAGAUGGAGAUAACGAUGUGCGAGAGCAAGCUGAAGGAAAUCAAAAAGAAGGUUGGUGGGGGUCGAAGGCUCAGUAGCCUCUUGGGAUAUGUCCGGGGCUUGGAGGAGCAGGCAAGAGAGAGGAAAAACAGACGGUUGGCAGGAGAAGAAGAUGCACAAGAGGAGCCCGAGCCUGAGUCGUAUCGGUAUCCUCCAGGGCAGAUUCUUGAUGCUCGACAUGCUAUGUUGUACAGUGAUAGGCUGUCCAUUCUUAAGCUUCGCCUGAUCGCGCUCAAGUCAAAGCGGUGUAAAGCAGGCCCCGAGAGCGAUGUGCUGUGUCCUGAAGUCUUCCUGAAUGUGGUCGCCGACAAGCUUGCGUAUACCUCCACGAUGUUCAUCAACAUCGAAUUGUUGGACCACUUCUUCGACCAGCUCCCCCGAGGGAUUGAUUCACGUCUAAUAUACGACCUCGACCGCAAGGAGAUUGAGGAAUUUGCUAGAGAGAACCCUGUUGUCAAGCGCCACCUCGACUUACAAGAGCGUAAGGACAAACUCGAGGAAGUUAUGAAACAACUAAAUAGCUUGUCGACUCUUCGGACAGAUACUCAACCCGCGCCACGUCGACAACGUGGGCUUUUUGGAGGGAUGUUCUGAGCUCAACAUUCAGACCUUCCACUUUCCUAGCUUGUAUGGAUAUGUUCAUAUAUGUAAUAAUCACCACUCCACAUCUACACAUUGCAACGCGGAAGGAUGGUACUCAUUGCCCAAAGCACAAGCACAAGCGGUAGACACAACUCUACAGUUUUGCCUUGUCCUUGGCCAUCUAGGGAACAAGUCAGUUGUAGCUUUAAUUACAGCAAUAUAAUUGUUCACCUGAAGAACGGCGGCGAGUUUUG